Triticum aestivum (bread wheat) is the source of this 1713-nucleotide messenger RNA. RefSeq names its product protein LPA3. NCBI's taxonomy places the organism in Eukaryota, Viridiplantae, Streptophyta, Magnoliopsida, Poales, Poaceae. Bases 98 to 1381 code for a protein of 427 amino acids. The transcript is spliced from 10 exons. The record is from RefSeq and is a predicted model, not a curated record.
GGGCUCGCCUCUCCUUCCCUCCUCGCGGCGGGACGUCAGCCACCACCAGAGCAGAGCACCGCCUCUCCUCCUUCCCCCUCCUCCCCCGCGCGCGGCCAUGGCGCCUCUCUCCACCGCCGUCCGCCUCCUGCGCUCCCCCGCGGCUCCGCCCGCCCGCCUCGCAGGGGCGCCAGCGCGCGUCCGAGGCGGCCGCCGCAGGCUCCGGUCGGUGCGCGCGGAGGCGGCCAAGGAGGCGGAGGUGGGGGAGCUGAGGGCCGGGGUGUCCGUCUACAAGCCGCGCUCCUACGAGGUGCUCGUCUCCGACGCCGCUCGCUCCCUCGCCGCCGCCAUCGACGACGGCAGGACCCGCCUCGAGAUCGAGUUCCCGCCUCUGCCCAGCAGCAUCUCCUCCUACAAGGGGUCUUCGGACGAGUUCAUUGAUGCCAACGUCCAGCUCGCUCUCGCCGUCGUUAGGGACCUCAAAAAGCUCAAGGGGACUCGGUCCUGCAUAGUAAGUUCAGGCUCCACGCUUCACCCUUUGUCCUCCAAGUUUGUUCCACGAGUGCGGAACCAUGCUCACCCGUUCUCUUCUAGUCCAUUCCAGGUGUUUCCUGAUCAACCGGAGAAGCGAAGGGCCUCGCAGAUAUUCAAAACAGCUAUAGAUCAGAUCGAGGGUAUAUCCAUCAGCUCGUUGGACGAUCUGCCCACCGGGCCUGUCGAUACCUUCUUCAAAUCGAUAAGAAGUACCCUUGAUUUCGAUUUUGCUGAUGACAACGAAGAUCAAUGGAAGUCUGACGAACCACCAUCACUAUAUAUCUUUAUCAACAGCAGCACGGGUGACCUUUCAUCUAUAGAGAAGUAUGUGGACCAAUUUGCUGCCUGUGUACCUGCUGUUCUCUUUAACCUUGAACUAGAUACCUUGCGGUAUGUCUUCUGUAUUCUAGUAUUUGAUACUCUGUUCCUUAUAAGCAUUUUGAGUGCCUUAAGCGAUAACAUACGAACUUUAACCUGCAGUUCUGACCUGGGGCUUCUGGGAUUCCCCCCAAAAGAUUUGCAUUACCGGUUUCUUUCUCAGUUUACCCCAGUAUUUUAUAUCAGACAGCGUGACUACUCGAAGACAAUUGCGGUCACUCCAUACAUAGUGAACUACAGUGGCGCUGUCUUCCGUCAGUACCCAGGGCCCUGGCAAGUCAUGCUUAAGCAGGGUGAUGGUUCCUAUGCAUGUGUUGCAGAGAGUGCAUCUCGGUUCACUUUGGGGCAGGCCAAGGAUGAACUAUUGAGAGUUCUCGGUUUGCAAGAAGAGGUAGGCAGCCAGCUUGAAUUCCUCAGAAGAGGAUACAAGAAUGCCACUUGGUGGGAAGAGAAUUUCGAUCAGGAGAAAUCGCCCGCGUGGCGAACUUGAGACGCCAGUCUGACUGGCAAAUGGAGACACAUAGGCCAAACCGCCAAAGCAUGUUCAUAUAGUCCCUUGAAAACAGAGUGUUCAUGCAUCCUGAGCUGAUGAUGCAACUGAAAUUACAGAAAGAAGCGCACACACCAAUGUCAUAGUCAUGCAGUGUGGGCAUUGCCUGUGCUGCAACUGCGCCAUCUGAUAUAGUUCUGAGGGGAAAUUCUCCUCAGCAUUUUUGGUGAUUAUGUGCUGAGUACAAGUGUAAUGCAUGCGACUCUAAUAUUGCAGUGUAUCUGGCAACUUACAAGCAGCUGUUGAUGAAAAAAUGCAUUUUGAUUUCUUAA